GCCAGCGGUGACAGCUGACAGCUGAGGCCGUGUCAGUGGCUCCUGAAUGAGGCUUUAUCUCUGCCUCCCCGUCCAGUCCCUUCGUCCACCCUGGCCCAGCACCGCCGGACAGCCAGGAUGGGACCAGCUACCAAGAGAGCCAGAGAGAUCAUGGUCUCCGCGCCCUGGGCGGUAAGAGGAGCGGGACUGGGCGCCUGUGCCCGCCGAGCAGGUGUGUGGGGACUCCAGGCCCCGAUGCCCACCCUCUAAGGCCUCACCCUGAUCGCCGCCAGCGACUGCCAUGCCUGCGGGGGAGCCUCGAGGCCCGCCGGGCCUGGUGCUGCCCCCCGACGUGCUGGCCGAGCAGGUGGAGCUGUGGUGGUCCCAGCAGCCCCGGCGCUCGGCGCUCUGCUUCGCCAUGGCCGUGGCCCUGGUGGCGGGCUGUGGGGCGGGCGGUGUGGCCCUGCUCUCCUCCACCAGCAGCCGCUCCGGAGAGUGGCGGCUGGCGGUGGGCACGGUGCUCUGCCUGCUGGCCCUGCUGGUCCUGGUGAAGCAGCUGAUGAGCUCGGCCGUGCAGGACAUGAACUGCCUCCGCCAGCCCCACCACGUGGCCCUGCUGCGCAGUGGCGGGGGGGCCGACGCUCUCGUGGUGCUGCUCAGUGGCCUGGUGCUGCUGGUCACCGGCCUGACCCUGGCCGGGCUGGCCGCGGCCCCCGCCCCUGCCCGGCCUCUGACUGCCAUGCUCUCUGUGGGCAUCGCCCUGGCAGCCUCCGGCUCCCUCUUGCUGCUGGGCUUGCUGCUGUACCAGGUGGGCGUGAGUGGACACUGCCCCCACAUCUGCACCACCACCCCCGCCACCCUCAGUGACCGCAGCGGCGAUGGCAGCGUCUUCAGUGUCUCAGGACAGUUGUCUGCGGGCCGGCGGCAGGAGACCACCUCCAGCAUCGCCAGCCUCAUCUGACCGAGGCACACUGCCUGCCUCAGCACCCGAAUUGUGCCAGCGUGUGAGGGUGCACGUGUAGUGUGCGUAUGCAUGCAUGAGUGUAGGGCCACGAGUGAGCAGGCAUGCAUGUGUGUGCUUGAGAGCAUGUGUGUGUACAUGUGCGUGAGCGCAUGUGUGAGUGUGUGAGUAUAUGAGUGCUGUGUGUGAGUGCAUGUGCGUCUGCAUGAGUGUGUAUGUGCACGUAUGUGCAUGAGUGUGCGAGUAUGUGCAUGUGUGUGUGCUCAUGACUCUGUGAGUGUAUGUGCAUGUGAGUCUGAGUACAUGAGUACAUGUGUAUGAGUAAGUGCAUGUGGUGUGUGCAUUAGUGUGUGCGUGCAGGAGUGUAUGAGUAUGGCUGCAGUGUGAGUGCAUGUGUAUGCUCAUGAGUGUGUGCAUACAUGUGUGUGCAUAUGAGUAUGUGUAUAAGUGAGUACCUGUGUGUAUUCAUUAGUGUGUGAGCACAUGUGUGCGCGCGAAUGCGUGAGUAUAUGUGAAUGCAUGUACAUGCAUGUCUGUGUGUGUGUGUGUGUGUGUGUGUGUGAAGAGGAGUGUGAGUCCUGGGGAGUGUGUGCAUGUCCCCAGCACCGUCCGUCCCUCCUGUAGACUGUAAUGUGUUUGUACCCAAACACCCCUCAUGGAGCUUGAGUGCGUCUCCUCAGAACCGGAUGUCUGUGGCCAUGCAACUUCUGGAAAAUGCCUGGCAGUAUCUGGGGCCUCUGGGCGGAGCAGUAUCGGGGAUCCCUGAAGAUGACAGCCCCUGUUCCCAGCAGCCCUCAAAGCCAGGCCUGCCGCCACCACCAUCGGGGACUUGACACAAGCAGUGGCUGCCGCAGAGACUGCACCCAUGAGAGCCUUCCCCGAGGAGAGAGGAAGGACGGAGUGGAGCUGCCCGUUUGCCACAGGGGCCUUGGGCCAGCGGCUCGCUUGCCUCUCUCAGUCUGUUACGGGGGUGCUGGUGGUGGCUGUGGGGAGCAUUUGAGACGAGGGGCAUGCAUGGGAGUUGGGCCUGUGAACAAAAAUGAUGGCUGCUGUCUUAUCACUGCCUUGACCUUGCCCUCUUCCCCAGAGCCCCUUCUUCCCCGCCCGCACCCCUUCUCACGCCCACACUUGGGGCCCAUUCAGGCUGACCCCAGCUUCUGGCCUGUGGCAUCUCUACUUCCGUGCUCAGAAGCUGGCACCGAGCAGGGGAGAGGGUGUGCCAGCUCCCGGAGGUGGUGGGUGGCGGGUCCCAGGGUGCAGCUGGGAGCUUGAGGAUUUCCACGUGCGUGGGUGCUGCUUCCUGGGGAGACCUUCCCCAGCAGGACAGACCAACCGCCUUCUCUGGGGGCUGCAGCGCUCAACGGCACCUCCAAAGCCCAAACAUCCUGGUCUGUGGAGUCAUUCCACCCACAGGCCUGCCUCUGUUUGAAACCCCUGUGGGCGUAAGAGUCACUUCCUAUUCCAGGUCAGCCCCGGGAGUCUCCUAGGGUGCGGGGGUACUUCCUGGGAGCCAGCGGGAAAGUUCCACUGGAAGCGCCAGCACGGAGAGGCGCCUCCUAAGAGGUGUUGGACUUGGGCUCAGGGGCGCAACCGCUGGCACCUUGCCUCCUGCAGGAUCGCUGAGUGGUGGCAAGGGGAAGGGAGUUGCCGCCGAGGGCAGGAGGGCUGUGGGCAGGAGGGCCAUGGGCAGGGAGAAAUGGGCUUGUCUAGGAGCAGCAGGUCUUUCACGGACACCUCAGGCCCAGCGUGUUCGGGAUGAAACCCCACUCCUUGUCCCUCCUCUCACACUGCCUCCUCCGCCUCCUCGUUCCCGUGGCAUCCGGGUCAGAGCCUCUGUGCGGCUCCACACAGCCCCCCAGGCUACCUCCUCACCCCGCGCCCAAUAAACGCAUUGACUUCCGA
Messenger RNA from Sorex araneus (European shrew), 2842 nucleotides. It is a transcript of the gene TMEM125, whose product is annotated as transmembrane protein 125. The transcript has 2 exons. The record is from RefSeq and is a predicted model, not a curated record. Lineage: Eukaryota; Metazoa; Chordata; Mammalia; Eulipotyphla; Soricidae. The coding region runs from base 281 to 940 and encodes 219 amino acids.